AUGGCGGCAAUCCAGGCGGCGACCCCUCCGACGACGGUGAUGACAAUCAUCGCGGACGAGGUAAUGAUGACCGUCGAGACCGUCCUCCUCACCUACCUCCAGAUAAUGGCCGACAACCUACAAGUGGCUCUGGUGGUGACGGCGGAGGCGGAGGCGGGGGAGGAGGCGGGGGAGGAGGCGGAGGAGGCCCAGAAGACUCCUAUAACUCAGGGGGCGGAGGGGGCGGAGGAGAUCCACCAGGAGGAGGUGGAAACCCUCCUGGGGAUGAUCCCUCUGAUGACAAUGGAGAUAACGAUGACAAUCCCAGGAAUAUCGGGCGUCGUAAUUGGCAGCGAGCAGCUACUCCCGCGCACGAAUACGAAGACGAACUCGUAG
Gloeophyllum trabeum ATCC 11539 is the source of this 375-nucleotide messenger RNA. RefSeq lists its product as uncharacterized. The coding region runs from base 1 to 375 and encodes 124 amino acids. The record is from RefSeq and is a predicted model, not a curated record. The transcript is spliced from 3 exons. NCBI's taxonomy places the organism in Eukaryota, Fungi, Basidiomycota, Agaricomycetes, Gloeophyllales, Gloeophyllaceae.